AUGACACUUCAAUCUUUUUUGUUAAGUCUGCUAUUCCUCAAUAUGUGCUGGAGAUCUGAAUCAGCCUGUACAAUGGCCAACUGGUGGGGAGCGUUUGACCAUAAAGGAUGGGCUACCUGUGACUCUUCAACCCAGUAUAUCAAAGGGCUGUGGAGAAACCAUAAUGGAGGCCCUAAAGAAAAGAUCUGGUUGCUAGAAGAGGCAAAGUGCUGUUUAGCUCCCCCGCCAUAUGCGAACGUCCCGUCAACUUGUAAAAUUGCCAACUGGUGGGGCGUUCUGGAUGGGUGAGAAAAUAUUGGUUUUCACAUUACGUUAUCAAAAUUCAAACUGAAGAAUUGUCGAUACUCCUGAGCUUUACUUUCAUGAAGAAUUAGAGCAGCUAAGAACUAAUAUUUCUACAACUUUUCUCUUGAAAAGGGUUCUUCUUUCUGUCAUAGAGUACGAUUGAGUUUCUAAGCUUUUGCGUAAAGCGACACUGAUUUAUACGGGGGCCGAGCCAGCUGUUAAAUAGGCUGUAAGAGUGACUCAUUUUGGGACAUUUUGCUUUCUUAACAGUUAUUGUACUGAUUAUUAGUUCCUCGAGAAAUGAAUUCAUGCUUUCGUAGCAAGAUCAGUGACAGAUCUUUCUAGUGGUUUUCGGCCGUGAUGGUGCGCAUUGGAUGAGCACCAACACGGCAUCUCCAUACAAAGCUCUGUAAAUUUGAGUAAAUCAUUUCUCCGUCGCGGCAGAUGAAAAAUUGCACUGACCUGAAUCUUGUUGAGGUUCCAUAUUUACCUCUUUUCAUUUCCCAGAUUCUGGACUUGAUCUAUAUUCCUCUGCCCACGAAUAAAGAAAACUUUGGAUGCGCUUAAGCUGUUAUGUUACGGGACCCUACUUUAUACUGCUUUCCUCAAAAAUCGCGACAAAUAAACUGUCAACAAAACAAAUAAAGUUUAGAUAAACUAGAGAUACAUCCACAUAUGGUUAUCGGUAGUUUAAGGGACUGUGCAAUAAUUAUCAGGAGGGGGGGUGGGGGGCUGAAAAACUAGAGUUAUCUAGCAAAAACUUAGACAGUACCCCCCUCCAAAACAAAAAAAAUUAGUUCUAACCCCCCUCUGUUAUGUUAAAAAUAACGUCGCACCCCCCUCCCACCACCCACCCACACACACACACACACCCAUCCCUCACCGCCACCAUUACCAUAGAUGCCUUUAAGUAAAUACGUUUUAUAUUGUCAGGCUACUGUAAGCAUACGUUCACUUGUUGGAUGUCGUCGUCUGGAACAAAUAGUACCUCAUAUGAAUGUUCAACAAAGCCAUCCUUUUCGGAGUCAUCUGAAUCCAAAUCAGAGUUGUUUUCGGAAGUACUUAUGUGAGAAUCAGAGUCGUAUUCGGAAUCACUGGAUAGGAGUUCUGUGUCACUGUCAUUGGCACUAUUUCUUUCGUUGUUUCGUGUUCCAGUAUGCGAGGAAUCAAGAGCACGUGCUACUAGCGCAGCUUUACUUCCAGAUACAUGAAGAUUGUUCUGCUUAAGGUAGAUCUUAAUUUGUCUUGCUGUGAGGGAUUUGACUUCAUUUUCUUCUUUCCAGUUAAUGUCUGGAAGGGUAUUGCGUUCAGCUUCUCUUUUUUGAACUUCCAAUGCAAGAAACUCACGAUGCUGAACAAAACUUUUGAGAGUGAUUUCAUCAACCGUCAACUUCUCGCACACCUCCUGCAUUUCGUUGGCGUUGGAAGAGGUUAACAUACCAGAAUCGACUAACUUCUUGACUUUCGCACUUGGAAGUUGUCGAUCGAUAUAUAUGGAAUUCAGCAAAUCGAUUCAGUCGAUGAAGAGACAUUACUUUUAUUCGCAUCAAAAACCGACAAAACUUGUCUACGAGAUCUGUUUGAUUCCUAUUGUUUUAUGGGGGAAGCUGAAAAACAAGUUCAUGAUUUUUGCUUUACAUAGGAUCAGCUCAAUUAAUUAGAAGACAGGUUGGAAUUGAUCAGUUGUGAAUUUGCUUUUCAUUUUGAUGGAAUAUUUUCAAUAAUCGUUUAACAGCUGUUCGUAUUGAUAUUUGUUACAGUCUAUCAUGAUGCCUGUAUUGAGAAUCUUUUAUUUCGUUUAAUUUUAUUUACAUUUCGAAUAAAACCCCCUCUCCGUCAAAUGAGUGAUUUUACGUUGAGCCCCCCCUAUCUUGGCAGCAAUUUUAUGUAAUGCCCCCCCUCUAGUUUUUCAGCCCCCCCUCCUGAUAAUUAUUGCACAGUCCCUAACAUCAACCAUUGAGUUAGAAAUUCUAGUUUUUCGUGUUUGUUUUGGAGACAGAACGCCAAAACCUGCAAAAACCUGCAAAAUAGCUUUAGCUAAGUGUUUCUCCCACGUUAAAUAAAGAUUAUGUUAUGUUUUUAUGUUAUAAGAGAAUAAGCAGAUUAACGUUUCCGACUCUUCCUUCCUCUGCCAUUUCAAAAUUGUCAAGGGAAGCCAACAAAAUGCUAUCUGUUCUGUUAUAAAGGCUUGCUGUGGUCUGUGCAUAAGAUUUCGCAUAAAAUCUUGCUUUUGCCUUUGUCUUUGCAAUGAAGGUUUAACGUCUGGGCCGUUUGUCCAACUGGUUACUUUCUACAAGGUCUUUGGCGAAAUGAUGGGGCUGGCUGGAUUUGGCAAAUUGAAGAGGCCAAGUGCUGUAAACCGAACAUAUUGCCUGACCAGUAUGAACACUGCUACAACGAGAAUAUCUGGGGGUCAUUUGAUCACUAUGGACUUAGUGAGUGUAAGAAAGACGGCUACUAUGCGGCUGGAUUUUACAAGUCAAACUGCAACACACUGGGUUGUAUUGAGGAGCUCAAGUGCUGCAGGAUGGUCGUUGGUGAGUCAUACUGA
Molecule: messenger RNA, 2836 nt
Organism: Porites evermanni
Lineage: Eukaryota; Metazoa; Cnidaria; Anthozoa; Scleractinia; Poritidae
Source: the annotation of a GenBank genome assembly